AUGGCCAGGCUUUGGAGCCUUGUGCAGGAGCUAAAUCUACUCGCACUCAUCCCUUCCUUUCCUCUGUCAUCUCCUCUCUUCCCUCUCCCUCUCCUCUCUCAUCUCCUCUCUUCCCUCUCCCUCUCCUCUCCUCUCUCGCCUCUCCUUGUCUCUCCCCCCUCCUCUCUCCCCUCUCCCCCUUUGUCUCUCCCUCUCCUCUCUCCCCUCUCCCCUUUUUUCUCUCCCUCUCCUCUCUCCCGUCUCCCAUUUUGUCUCUCCCUCUCUGUUCUCCCGUCUCCCCUUUUGUCUCUCCCUCUCCUCUCUCCCUUUUUGUCUCUCCCUCUCCUCUCUCCCCUCUCCCCCUCUCUCUCCCUCUUCUCUCUCCCCUUGUCUCUCCCUCUCCUCUCUCCCCUCUCCCCUCUUGUCUCUCCCAUUUCUCUCUCUCCUCUCCCAUCUUGUCUCUCCCUCUCCUCUCUCCCCUCUCCCUUUUUGUCUCUCCCUCUCCUCUCUCCUCUCUCCCCUUUUGUCUCUCCCUCGCCUCUCUCCCCUUUUGUCUCUACCUCUCCUCUCUCCUCUCUCCCCUCUUAUCUCUACCUACCUCUCCUCGCCUCCCUCCUGCUCUUCUUCGGAUUCUCUUCCUCAUGCCAUUUUCUCCUCUCCCUUUCUUCUUCCCCUCUUCCCCUUCAGGUAUCCCCCGCGCUCGUCCACCCUCUCCUCUCGCUCGCACACCAGUUGGGGACGCAGGAACUGCUGCAAGCACGCCCUCACAUGUCGCCCUUCCCCUUGUCUCAUCACCCAUUCUCUUUCUUUUCCCUCAACUUUCAGGUGCCCAUCUCGCUCGUCCGCCCCCUCCUCUCUCUCGCGCACCAGCUAGGGGCGCAAGAAUUGCAGCAGGCGUGUGAAGCAGCACUGGAUGGGCAUGGAUCUAGAUACUCCGCAUCUGCACCCGCCCACGCGAGCACAUACUCUGCAUCUGGACAGAGCGCUAUGGGAUCCUGUGUCACAGAGGAAAACCUAGUGCUUGGCGCCUCUGCGGCUGUAGCAGCAGAGAGAAGGGCCGCUACUCCCAAUGCUACAGCCGCUGGGAACGAGGAUGCAGCCAAGUCAGCCAAGGGCGAGGCGCCAGACGGUAGAGAGGCGAGAGGAGGGAGCGAGGUGAGAGACGGUAGAGAGGCGAGAGGAGGGAGCGAGGUGAGAGAAAGUAGAGAGGCGAGAGGAGGGAGCGAGGUGAGAGACGGUAGAGAGGCGAGAGGAGGGAGCGAGGUGAGAGACGGUAGAGAGGCGAGAGGAGGGAGCGAGGUGAGAGACGGUAGAGAGGCGAGAGGAGGGAGCGAGAUGCUGACUAGUGGCAUGCGAGAAGCCACCUCGCACGAGAUUGUAAUAGGAGGUGCUUCUAAUGAAGCCGUUGCCGCUCUCCUGUACUUCUUCUAUACCGGAAAGCUGCCCCACACUCUCCCCCACACUCCCUUGUCACAUUCUCAACGGAAACACCUGAUACAGUCACUCUCAGAACAGUCACCCCCGUCGCAGUCGCCCACAUUUCAGUCCGCCCCAUUGGAGUCUCCCCCAUUACAGUCGCCACCAUUACAGUCACCCUCAUUACAAUCACGCCUAUCCCCGUCACAGUCACAGUCUGCAUCAGCAGCAGCACCUGAGAGCACUCAGGGCGUGCUGCUGUCGCUGCUGUGUCUGGCUGACCGCUUCUGCAUCCCAGCUCUCCACCACUCAGUGAAUGAGCGACUGCUGACGUGUGUUGAAGAGUCAUCAGCAUUCACCACACUGCGAGUUGCUGCAUCAGUUCCUGGGGAAGCCUGCUCUCGCCUGACAGCUGUCGCCGCCUCAUUGGCCGCGGCGCGGUUUGAGCGGUGCGUUGAUGCUGAUGUGGACGGGCUGAGAGGGCUGCCGGCUGGUGCGCUCACGGCUGUAUUGCAGCAGCUGGGAGGAGGCGGAGCGAGCAGUGAGGGAGAUGAUGAUGAGAGAGGGGGAGGAGGGGGAGGAGGGGGAGGAGGGGGGGGGGAGGGGGAGGAGGGGGAGGAGGGGGAGGAGGAGGGGGAGGAGGAGGGGGAGGAGGAGGGGGAGGAGGAGGGGGAGGAGGAGGGGGAGGAUCCGGCUGUAGCAGAGGCUCCUGGUAUCGAAGAUCUCAUUCAAGCCGAUCUUUUGGGCCGGCUACAGCUGGAAGGGGCUGAGCCCAUGCUACAAGGGGGGGGGCAGGAGGAGGAGGAGAGUGAAGGGAUAGAAGAGAAGGAGGGUGAUGAGGACGAAGGAGAGGAGGAGGAGGAUGACGAAGUUUCUGGGUUGCUGCAGCACGUGCAGUUCAUGUCGCUGCCUGAUUCGCUCCUCGUCAGGCUCAGGGACAGCCUACUUGCCAUGUGGCUUCCCACCAUUCGCCGAUCCGUACGUUUCCCUGAAUUUGUGCACCCUUUUGCCACGUGGAUGGCAUCACCUCUGAACUUCUCAUGUUCGAGCCCUUUCCCAAUUCCACCAGUCUUGUUGUCAAAUCUUUCUCCGUGUGUUGUCGUGGAUUUUCCCGCAUUUUCCUUGCCUCGCCCAUCCUCUCUCUCCACCUCCCCCCUCCCCUCCUCUCUCCUUCACUCCCCUUCUCUCGCCCUUCAGGCUGUCAAGGAAAUUGCUCGUCGCAACCCACACACCCAUGCACCCAGGGCAUCACAAGACCAUCCCCACUCCUCCUCCCUCUCCUUUACCGCUCACCACCUCUCAAAUUCUGAGACAUUUGAAUCACAAACAGGCAAACAACAUUCACACAGCCUUCCCCAAACAUUUUCCCACAGUCUCUCUCACGGUUUCUCUCCCCCCGAUUAUUAUGGGCAUGCUUUAAGUCUCUCCUUCUUGGCCCACCAACCCCACUCCAAUUCUGCCCGGUUAGAUUCGAUUCAGUCGGAUGAUAUCCAGGUAGAUCUCGGCCGUCGGAUCGUCCGUUUUGCGUCCCCGGACCUCCCGUCCCGACCCUGGCCAUCAGGCUCGGCGGCUGCUGUGCCGCGGGCGUGGUCUCUUGAGAGCUGUGGAGAGGGGUGCGUGGCGAGAGAGAGGGGUGCUCAGGCACACACGCAUGGGGCGGGUGCAGCAAGGGAAGGGGGUGAGGUGCUGGAAAAAGGGGCUGCAUUAUUUCAGAAGCCUAGUCGAAGCAUGUGUGUGGGGUUGAGACAGGGGGAUAGGGAGCAAGUAGGAGAGGGAGGGGUGGCUGGGGAUGGAGAGCGGUGGGAUGGGAUGGAAGGGGAGGAUCAGAGGGGAAAGAGAGCGGGGGAGAGUUUAAAGACAUUUGAAAACUCGGGGGAGGGAGGAGAUGGUGAGGUGGAAGAUGGGGGAGAGGGGGGACGGCGGCGAAACAGGGAGAAUCGGGGAAGGCAAGACGGAGCGGAUGGGUGGAGGAAGAGAGCAGGUGAGAAUCUUGAGAUGGCUCACAAGUUGGAAGAGAGAAGAGACUGCGAAGGGGGAGAGGGGAGAGAGGGGGGCAAUGUGGUUGGGGGGUUUAUGCAAAGUGUGGAGAGAGGGGAGGAGCAAGUGGAGGAGCGAGAGGAGGAGCGAGGGGAGGAGCGAGGGGAGGAGCGAGGGCUGAAGAGAAUGGGUGACGAGAAUCAUGUGGAAGAGAAGACAACUGAUAAGCAAAGGUUGACAGGGAGGGGGUUGACAUGUCGGGACGAAUCCAUGCCGCCCGGUCGGGUUUCUUUGGCAGCUAGUGACAGGAUGGAGGCGGGUGGAAUAACAGCGGGGGUAGCAGACACUGCAAGCCGAGAGGAGGGGGUGAAGUGUGACUAUAUCGAACGGGAAAGAGUGCCGCCUCAUUCCAGAGCACUAGGAGGGGGGGUAGGUGACUGUACAGAGAGGGAGGGAACGCCAAUGGCAGGAGUUGAAGAUGGGUGGGGGGGGAGGGAGAGGAGCAAUGCUUCCAGAGGGUUUGGCUUUGGGGCAUCUCGAAAGGCCGAUGGCCCUCGGUUGAGUCAGCAGCUGCUCACGCAAAAGCUGCUGGCUGCUGAACGGCUGUUGGCGGGUGUCUCGAGUGUUCCUCGCGUCCUUCAAUACAUGCACGACGGGGAUAAGAACGGCGUGUGUUUCCAUGCGGGUACCUCGUAUGGACGGCACCCCUGGAUGAAUCCCGUGCUCCUGGGGACCCUCACAGUGGCAGCCAGCAGCCCUCCCUCACGUUACACCGAUGGCAAGGUCAUCGUCUCGGGUGACUACGUUGUGAGUGUGUGUGGUAGAGUGUGCUAG
Messenger RNA from Closterium sp. NIES-65, 4206 nucleotides. Lineage: Eukaryota; Viridiplantae; Streptophyta; Zygnematophyceae; Desmidiales; Closteriaceae. The record is from the annotation of a GenBank genome assembly.